Messenger RNA from Dipodomys ordii (Ord's kangaroo rat), 1028 nucleotides. It is a transcript of the gene Phospho1, whose product is annotated as phosphatase, orphan 1. Lineage: Eukaryota; Metazoa; Chordata; Mammalia; Rodentia; Heteromyidae. The transcript is spliced from 4 exons. Gene Ontology annotation, biological process: bone mineralization involved in bone maturation. Gene Ontology annotation, molecular function: phosphatase activity. Bases 208 to 1011 code for a protein of 267 amino acids. The record is from RefSeq and is a predicted model, not a curated record.
GGACUGGAGGGACUCGUGAGCCGGAGCCCAGGAAUCCGGGGGUGGAUAAAACACCGCGCCCCCCCCAAUUCCCCUUCAAGAGGAGAUCCUACUCCCUUCUCUCAGAGGGACUCUGAUCACUCAGGACAAAGCUGCUGGAGGUGCUCUGGACAACAGCUGGAGGCCAACAGAGUCCCUAGACGUGGUGCUCAGGGUGAUGUACUGACCAUGAGCGGGUGUUUUCCAGUUGCUGGCCUCCGAUGCCUGUCUAGGGACGGCGGGAUGGCGGCGCAGGGCGCGCCUCGCUUCCUCCUGACUUUCGACUUCGAUGAGACCAUAGUGGAUGAAAACAGCGACGACUCGAUCGUGCGCGCCGCUCCGGGCCAGAGGCUGCCCGAGAGCCUGCGUGCCACCUACCGCGAGGGCUUCUACAACGAGUAUAUGCAGCGCGUGUUCAAGUACCUGGGUGAGCAGGGCGUGCGGCCCCGGGACCUACGCGCCGUCUAUGAGGCCAUCCCCCUGUCGCCGGGCAUGGGCGACUUGCUGCAGUUUAUAGCCAAGCAGGGUUCCUGCUUCGAGGUGAUUCUCAUCUCCGACGCCAACACCUUCGGUGUCGAGAGUGCGCUGCGUGCCGCCGGCCACCACGGCCUCUUCCGCCGCAUCCUGAGCAACCCGUCGGGGCCCGACUCCCGGGGACAGCUGGUCCUGCGGCCCUUCCACACCCACAGCUGCACGCGCUGCCCGGCCAACAUGUGCAAGCACAAGGUGCUCAGCGACUACCUGCGCGAGCGGGCUCGCGACGGCGUGCACUUCGAGCGCCUCUUCUACGUGGGCGACGGCGCCAACGACUUCUGUCCCAUGGGGCUGCUGGCGGGCGGGGACGUGGCCUUCCCGCGCCGCGGCUACCCGAUGCACCGCCUCAUCCAGGAGGCGCAGAAAGCCGAGCCCAGCUCCUUCCGCGCAGGCGUGGUGCCCUGGGAAACCGCCGCCGACGUGCGCCUCCAUCUGCAACAGGUGCUGAAGACGUGCUAAGGACCGCCGCCGCCUGC